GUGUCGGCGCUACAGCGCGAGAACAGGCUCAUGGCUACUGCGUGGUAUGAUCUGUCAAAGAGACUGCAGAGCAAUGGCGUCAGUCUAGGAAGGAGAAAACCCGACCCGAAAAGCUGGAUUGGGAAGCAGAGGGCUUUGGUCGGGCCAGGG
This is a messenger RNA of Zymoseptoria tritici IPO323, 150 nucleotides long. RefSeq lists its product as uncharacterized. The record is from RefSeq and is a predicted model, not a curated record. Lineage: Eukaryota; Fungi; Ascomycota; Dothideomycetes; Mycosphaerellales; Mycosphaerellaceae. The annotation marks the transcript as partial. The transcript has a single exon.